Molecule: messenger RNA, 4818 nt
Organism: Petromyzon marinus (sea lamprey)
Lineage: Eukaryota; Metazoa; Chordata; Hyperoartia; Petromyzontiformes; Petromyzontidae
Source: RefSeq, a predicted model, not a curated record
GCCUGAUAUCAAAGGCAAAAAGUUUCAAAUUCGGAAUGCCAGAUGUGCACUUCUCAGGACCCAAGAUACACAAACCAGACAUUAACUUUGAUAUAAAAGCUCCAAAACUGAAAGGAAAAGGUGACUCCCUACCUAAACUUGAAGGUGAAUUUAAAGGGCCAGAUGUGGAUGUAAGUGUUGAAGGUCCAGAUGUGGAAGGUCCCGAUGGAAAGUUGAAAAUGCCCAAAUUCAAAAUGCCCAAGUUUGGAAUCUCCGGCCCAAAACUAACCGGUUCCGACAUAGACUUGAAUGCCACUGUGCCGAAGGCAGAUAUUGAUGUUUCUCUACCUGAUGCCCAGUUAGAUGUCAGUGCUCCUGAAGUGAAGGUCGAUCUUGAUGCACCCGAUCUUAAUGUUUCUGGUCCUGAUGCACAUGGGAAAGGCUUCAAACUAAAAAUGCCAGAUUUUCAUAUCUCUGGACCCAAAAUGCAUGCACCCGAUGUCAGCCUUGACUUCAAAGCUCCCCACUUCAAAACUAAAGGAGGAAUUUCAACACCCAAACUAGAAGGUGACAUUCAAGGUCCGGACCUUGAUUUGGAUGUUUCUUUGCCAAAAGGAGACAUUGGAGUACCCACUUCUGAAUUUGAUGCCAAGGUUAAGGUUCCAGAAGUAGAUUUGAAUCUGACAGGGCCCGAUGUAGAUCUGGAAGGGCCUGAUAUCAAAGGCAAAAAGUUCAAAUUCGGAAUGCCAGAUGUGCACUUCUCAGGACCCAAGAUACACAAACCAGAUAUUAACUUUGACAUAAAAGCUCCAAAACUGAAAGGAAAAGGUGACUCCCUACCUAAACUUGAAGGUGAAUUUAAAGGGCCAGAUGUGGAUGUAAGUGUUGAAGGUCCAGAUGUGGAAGGCCCCGAUGGAAAGUUGAAAAUGCCCAAAUUCAAAAUGCCCAAGUUUGGGAUCUCCGGCCCAAAACUAACCGGUUCCGACAUAGACUUGAAUGCCACUGUGCCGAAGGCAGAUAUUGAUGUUUCUCUACCUGAUGCCCAGUUAGCUGUCAGUGCUCCUGAAGUGAAGGUCGAUCUUGAUGCACCCGAUCUUAAUGUUUCUGGUCCUGAUGCACAUGGGAAAGGCUUCAAACUAAAAAUGCCAGAUUUUCAUAUCUCUGGACCCAAAAUGCAUGCACCCGAUGUCAGCCUUGACUUCAAAGCUCCCCACUUCAAAACUAAAGGGGGCAUUUCAACGCCCAAACUAGAAGGUGACAUUCAAGGUCCAGACCUUGAUUUGGAUGUUUCUUUGCCAAAAGGAGACAUUGGAAUACCCACUUCUGAAUUUGAUGCCAAGGUUAAGGUUCCCGAAGUAGAUUUGAAUCUGACAGGGCCCGAUGUAGAUCUGGAAGGGCCUGAUAUCAAAGGCAAAAAGUUCAAAUUCGGAAUGCCAGAUGUGCACUUCUCAGGACCCAAGAUACACAAACCAGACAUUAACUUUGAUAUAAAAGCUCCAAAACUGAAAGGAAAAGGUGACUCCCUACCUAAACUUGAAGGUGAAUUUAAAGGGCCAGAUGUGGAUGUAAGUGUUGAAGGUCCAGAUGUGGAAGGUCCCGAUGGAAAGUUGAAAAUGCCCAAAUUCAAAAUGCCCAAGUUUGGAAUCUCCGGCCCAAAACUAACCGGUUCCGACAUAGACUUGAAUGCCACUGUGCCGAAGGCAGAUAUUGAUGUUUCUCUACCUGAUGCCCAGUUAGAUGUCAGUGCUCCUGAAGUGAAGGUCGAUCUUGAUGCACCCGAUCUUAAUGUUUCUGGUCCUGAUGCACAUGGGAAAGGCUUCAAACUAAAAAUGCCAGAUUUUCAUAUCUCUGGACCCAAAAUGCAUGCACCCGAUGUCAGCCUUGACUUCAAAGCUCCCCACUUCAAAACUAAAGGAGGAAUUUCAACACCCAAACUAGAAGGUGACAUUCAAGGUCCGGACCUUGAUUUGGAUGUUUCUUUGCCAAAAGGAGACAUUGGAGUACCCACUUCUGAAUUUGAUGCCAAGGUUAAGGUUCCAGAAGUAGAUUUGAAUCUGACAGGGCCCGAUGUAGAUCUGGAAGGGCCUGAUAUCAAAGGCAAAAAGUUCAAAUUCGGAAUGCCAGAUGUGCACUUCUCAGGACCCAAGAUACACAAACCAGAUAUUAACUUUGACAUAAAAGCUCCAAAACUGAAAGGAAAAGGUGACUCCCUACCUAAACUUGAAGGUGAAUUUAAAGGGCCAGAUGUGGAUGUAAGUGUUGAAGGUCCAGAUGUGGAAGGCCCCGAUGGAAAGUUGAAAAUGCCCAAAUUCAAAAUGCCCAAGUUUGGGAUCUCCGGCCCAAAACUAACCGGUUCCGACAUAGACUUGAAUGCCACUGUGCCGAAGGCAGAUAUUGAUGUUUCUCUACCUGAUGCCCAGUUAGAUGUCAGUGCUCCUGAAGUGAAGGUCGAUCUUGAUGCACCCGAUCUUAAUGUUUCUGGUCCUGAUGCACAUGGGAAAGGCUUCAAACUAAAAAUGCCAGAUUUUCAUAUCUCUGGACCCAAAAUGCAUGCACCCGAUGUCAGCCUUGACUUCAAAGCUCCCCACUUCAAAACUAAAGGAGGCAUUUCAACACCCAAACUAGAAGGUGACAUUCAAGGUCCGGACCUUGAUUUGGAUGUUUCUUUGCCAAAAGUAGACAUUGGAAUACCCACUUCUGAAUUUGAUGCCAAGGUUAAGGUUCCAGAAGUAGAUUUGAAUCUGACAGGGCCCGAUGUAGAUCUGGAAGGGCCUGAUAUCAAAGGCAAAAAGUUCAAAUUCGGAAUGCCAGAUGUGCACUUCUCAGGACCCAAGAUACACAAACCAGAUAUUAACUUUGACAUAAAAGCUCCAAAACUGAAAGGAAAAGGUGACUCCCUACCUAAACUUGAAGGUGAAUUUAAAGGGCCAGAUGUGGAUGUAAGUGUUGAAGGUCCAGAUGUGGAAGGCCCCGAUGGAAAGUUGAAAAUGCCCAAAUUCAAAAUGCCCAAGUUUGGAAUCUCCGGCCCAAAACUAACCGGUUCCGACAUAGACUUGAAUGCCACUGUGCCGAAGGCAGAUAUUGAUGUUUCUCUACCUGAUGCCCAGUUAGAUGUCAGUGCUCCUGAAGUGAAGGUCGAUCUUGAUGCACCCGAUCUUAAUGUUUCUGGUCCUGAUGCACAUGGGAAAGGCUUCAAGCUAAAAAUGCCAGAUUUUCAUAUCUCUGGACCAAAAAUGCAUGCACCCGAUGUCAGCCUUGACUUCAAAGCUCCCCACUUCAAAACGAAAGGGGGCAUUUCAACGCCCAAACUAGAAGGUGACAUUCAAGGUCCGGACCUUGAUUUGGAUGUUUCUUUGCCAAAAGGAGACAUUGGAGUACCCACUUCUGAAUUUGAUGCCAAGGUUAAGGUUCCAGAAGUAGAUUUGAAUCUGACAGGGCCCGAUGUAGAUCUGGAAGGGCCUGAUAUCAAAGGCAAAAAGUUCAAAUUCGGAAUGCCAGAUGUGCACUUCUCAGGACCCAAGAUACACAAACCAGAUAUUAACUUUGACAUAAAAGCUCCAAAACUGAAAGGAAAAGGUGACUCCCUACCUAAACUUGAAGGUGAAUUUAAAGGGCCAGAUGUGGAUGUAAGUGUUGAAGGUCCAGAUGUGGAAGGCCCUGAUGGAAAGUUGAAAAUGCCCAAAUUCAAAAUGCCCAAGUUUGGAAUCUCCGGCCCAAAACUAACCGGUUCCGACAUAGACUUGAAUGCCACUGUGCCGAAGGCAGAUAUUGAUGUUUCUCUACCUGAUGCCCAGUUAGAUGUCAGUGCUCCUGAAGUGAAGGUCGAUCUUGAUGCACCCGAUCUUAAUGUUUCUGGUCCUGAUGCACAUGGGAAAGGCUUCAAACUAAAAAUGCCAGAUUUUCAUAUCUCUGGACCCAAAAUGCAUGCACCCGAUGUCAGCCUUGACUUCAAAGCUCCCCACUUCAAAACUAAAGGAGGAAUUUCAACACCCAAACUAGAAGGUGACUUUCAAGGUCCGGACCUUGAUUUGGAUGUUUCUUUGCCAAAAGGAGACAUUGGAAUACCCACUUCUGAAUUUAAUGCCAAGGUUAAGGUUCCAGAAGUAGAUUUGAAUCUGACAGGGCCUGAUGUAGAUCUGGAAGGGCCUGAUAUCAAAGGCAAAAAGUUCAAAUUCGGAAUGCCAGAUGUGCACUUCUCAGGACCCAAGAUACACAAACCAGACAUUAACUUUGACAUAAAAGCUCCAAAACUGAAAGGAAAAGGUGACUCCCUACCUAAACUUGAAGGUGAAUUUAAAGGGCCAGAUGUGGAUGUAAGUGUUGAAGGUCCAGAUGUGGAAGGCCCUGAUGGAAAGUUGAAAAUGCCCAAAUUCAAAAUGCCCAAGUUUGGAAUCUCCGGCCCAAAACUAACUGGUUCCGACAUAGACUUGAAUGCCACUGUGCCGAAGGCAGAUAUUGAUGUUUCUCUACCUGAUGCCCAGUUAGAUGUCAGUGCUCCUGAAGUGAAGGUCGAUCUUGAUGCACCCGAUCUUAAUGUUUCUGGUCCUGAUGCACAUGGGAAAGGCUUCAAACUAAAAUGCCAGAUUUUCAUAUCUCUGGACCCAAAAUGCAUGCACCCGAUGUCAGCCUUGACUUCAAAGCUCCCCACUUCAAAACGAAAGGGGGCAUUUCAACGCCCAAACUAGAAGGUGACAUUCAAGGUCCGGACCUUGAUUUGGAUGUUUCUUUGCCAAAAGGAGACAUUGGAGUACCCACUUCUGAAUUUGAUGCCAAGGUUAAGGUUCCAGAAGUAGAUUUGAAUCUGACAGGGCCCGAUGUAGAUCUGGAAGGGCCUGAUAU